AUACCGUGAAUACGGUGUGAUUUGAAGCGAAAACGACAACGAACUUUGAAUAGUCUCUAUUGAUCGGCUUCGGGAAAAGUGAUGAGUUGUCGCCUUUCCUUUUCGGCGUGGGAGAUAACGUGCUAGGUUCUCUAGAAAUCAUGACUUUCACGCCAGUAUAUCAGAGAUCAGCACGAUCGGUCAAGUAGCUGCAAAGUAGUAAACAUCUCAAAUACAUCCAUACAGGCCAUCAUUUGCGAAACUUGUUUAUUAUUACCACUUGGGCUUGAUAACUUUCUGAAAAGAUUCAGCGUCGUCAUUUACUUUUGAUAACACCUCUGUUCGUUAUAAUCCACCAGCUUUGUAAUCAUCAAUUUAAUUGGUCCCUCAAGAAACUCGUAGUGCGCUUUGAUAACGUCACGAAAAUCGCUCGAUCCAGCUUCGCCAGACAUCAGCAUCGAUUCCCCGACUGGAAAGAGCGAUUCCGAAGAGCCGAAGAGCCCCGAUAAUCCCACCAUGAUGCGCCAAGUGCCGUGCACUCCGAGAUAAGACGAUCUGUGCGAAACGGAGAGGCUGGCAUCGGCGUGGCGGCGACGACGACGACGGCGACGGCAACGGCAACGGCAACGACGGCGGUAGCGGAGGAAGCGACGGGUGGCGAGGAGAAGACGGAGGAUCGAUGGAUCUGUAAUGCGUGCAAAGUACGAUCGGCGUGCACGACGACACGAAUACCCAGAUACCGCAGAUCGGGUCGCGGGCGACAGUGGAGGCGGAGGGGAGGUCGAUGAGGACCGGACCGGAGAGGCGGAAUAGGGACGAAUGAGUACUUUUCGAGGCUAUCUCUCGGGGGGGGAGAAUACAUUGGGGCGAAUUGUCAGCGAUAUCAUCGACGAAGACGUAAUCUUAUUGAGCGCGGAGUACCCUGUACAACUGGUGAUCGAGUGAGAGAGGAACAGAAAGGACGCGGCAAGCUGAUAGAGCUGACGAUAGAGCUGGCUUCUCUAUACUACUGCUCGAGUAUACUAUAAAAGCAAGAAGGACUGACGACGAAGAGGAAACGAGCAGGACGAGUAGUCGCGUAGCGUGUCGUGUAUAUGCGUGUCGUCGCUGGAACGCCGAGGAAGCAGCGACGCGCCAGCAAUACGGUGACGGAGGACGCGGAGCUAUUGCUAUUUUGGAGCCCGCCAAAUAUCUCGCCACACUGGUGGCUGCUGGCUCAGACUGGCUCGAGGCUGCGCUGCGCGUUCUCUUGCGCCUCUUCUUCCCGUCCUGCUUUUCUUUCUGCCCGGUCGAUUCCCCUUCGCGGACUGGCGGCCGAUUUUGCGCCGAUGACGCAUGGCACCGACCAAAAGCGCCGCGACGUGUGACAGUUGGAAGAAUUGAGCUCACUUUAAGCCAUCUCAUAAGGCGUAAUUCUAUCAUCCGGUAAUCAACAAAAGGAACCUGAACCUAAAUCUCUUCGUUUCCGGCAAUUCACAGAAUUGGACGUUGUCCUCACAGAGAAUUCGUCGUUACUGAUUGAUCAUUCGUAAGGUUUUUGAGAAGCCAAAAGAUUCUUCUGACAAGGAAGGAUUCUGGCUAGAAUUCGCGAGGGUGCUAAGGAUAUAAGAAAGGAAUAAUCACUUUAUCGCGCACACAAAAAAGUGAGGGAGAAUAAUGGCGGGCGAGGACACACAAAUUUUGUCGAACGGCAAUGUGGAAGUGCUCACAAUCAUCCCACCGAAAAUGACGAAUGGGAACGGGCUGAUCUGCGGCGACAAGCAGCACAAUAACAAUGGUUUGAUAGCGAAUGGGAAGUUACAUGGAAUCGGCGGUACGGAGAACGGCAAUCUGAUCGUGCCGGAUGAGAGGUCGAGUAGCCUUCACACGGAGUUCGACGAUGCCGACGUGUCCUGUGGAUGGGGCCCGUGCAGGCCUCACUGGUUGCAGUACUUUGCUACGAAGCAGGCCUUCCUAGUGACCUUCUGCCUUACCUGGGUGCUUCAGGGUAUGUAUUACACAUACUUCGUCUCCGUCAUCACGACAAUCGAGAAGCUCUUCCAAAUCCAAUCAAAGACAACAGGUAUUAUCAUGUCGGCUACGGAGAUCGGUCAGAUCGGGUCCUCCCUGUUAUUGACGUACUAUGGCGGCCAAGGUCACCGGCCGAAGUGGAUAGCCUGGGGCAUGAUCCUCUUCGCCGUGAGCUCGUUCACCUGUUCGAUACCCCACUUUAUCUUCGGCGAACAGCUGAUUCGUCGACAGAACGAGAUGCUGGUCAGCGGCGUCGGACCCGGCACCGAGAGCCGCGGGCCCAACGACACGGAUCCGAUACCGGCGAAUCUCUGCUGGUUCCAGGAAAGGAACAGCACGUUAGACGGAUGGAACGUAUCGAUGAGCGCAUCCCAAAUUGAAUCGUCGGAAUACUGUAAAGGCGAUUUUCUUACGGAGCAAAGAAGAAUACAAAGCAAGAUAACUACGGUGGUGCUUGCAAUAUUUUUUGUAUCGUUACUUGGUGUGGGAAUGGGUCAAACAGCGGUAUACACUCUCGGUAUACCGUAUAUCGAUGACAACGUGGCCAGCAGAGAAAGCCCUUUAUAUUUCGCGAUCACCAUCGGAGUACGGAUUCUUGGUCCAGCGUUAGGCUUCAUUCUCGGUUCCGUGUGCACGAUGGUCUAUGCGGAUUUGUCGAGAAAUCCGCAGAUUACACCAUCGGAUCCAAGAUGGGUCGGUGCUUGGUGGCUUGGCUUAGUCCUGAUAUCAGCUCUGCUGAUGAUCGUCAGCAUCGGGAUGUUCGCGUUCCCCCCACGGUUGCCAACAAGUCGAUCUCCACCAAGAAGAUCGGAUUCACAGAAACCCAGCUUGCGAGAUUUUCCGCACGCAGUAAAAAGGCUCUUGAAAAAUGACAUUCUGAUGUUCAGAACUGCAAGUAGUGUGUUACACAUCCUGCCGAUUGCUGGUCUCUACACCUUCCUGCCAAAAUAUCUCGAGAGCCAAUUUCGCCUACCGGCUCAUCAUGCAAACAUGAUCUCAGGUGUUGGUGGGAUCCUAGUGAUGGGAUUGGGCAUCAUAAUUAGCGGCGUGUUUAUCUUGAGGGCGAAACCCAAUGCGAGAUUCGUCGCAGCCUGGAUCGCCUUCACCGCGGUCGUUUACGCGAUCGGCAUGGGUGUGCUAAUGUUUAUUGGUUGUCCGAUGGAUGACUUCGCUGGACUUGUGUCACAUUCGGACGGACUCUCUAGCUUCGAGCCGACCUGUGAGGCAACCUGCGACUGCGAUCGGAACAAAUUUAGUCCAAUCUGCGGUGCCGAUGGUAAAACGUAUUUCUCUGCAUGUCAUGCGGGUUGCUCGAAUUAUACGGUUGCUGACGGCAAAGUGGCAUCGUUUUACAAUUGUCAAUGCAUCGGAAAUGCUACGAUAUCACCGGAAGUUAUAAACACGGCGUCGAUCGGUUACUGUGCACUGGAAUGCAGUAACUUUUGGGUUUACAUGAUCCUGUUCUCUGUCUUCGUUUUUAUUCACUCCACGAGCGAAGUGGGUUCUAUGUUGCUCAUUCUACGAUGCGUGGAUCCCAGAGACAAGGCUAUGGCACUCGGCCUGAUACAAUUCGCCAUCGGCUUGUUCGGCAAUGUUCCAUGUCCUAUCGUUUAUGGUGCUGUGGUGGACUCCGCUUGUCUCGUAUGGGAAUACGCUUGCGGUGAGCGAGGCGCCUGUUGGCUUUACGAUUCGAACGUCUUUAGAAUGUUCUAUCACGGUACGACAGGCGGUAUCCUCAUGUUGGCCUUCGUGGUAGAUAUAGUCGUCUGGUACAAGGCCGGGAGCAUAAGCUUCGUGGAGGAGCAGGAGGGCGAGACAGGUACUGCGGAGGAAAUGGCGACGUUAAAAUCGCAGGACGCUCAAGCAGUCGAGAACGACUAUUUGUGAAGGUUUCGUAUUACUCUUUUGCGGUGAAGGGCCGCAACGGCGACAUUAUCAUCGUCGUCGUUUAAAGAUGCAACGCAGUGUCGUAGGAUACGUAGGGGCAUCGUCCUUCACAAAUGGUGUCAGUACAACUCGUCGCGCUUCCCAGAGACGACUUUCCGAGACGGAAAGAUCCACUUGCCGGCGAUUACACGCAUCCGAAUGGAACUUUCCUCGAAAGAGUUCCGUUCUGAUGGGCAGGAAGUCUAGUCCCUCUUGUCGGCGGCAUCCGAGCAUAAAGAAGCAGACUUCGCGUGAAUAACAGGAAGACCGAAGUCGAAGGACGAUUCGGACAAUUUUGAUUCGGUGACUCGAAGGAUCAAAACUCAGUUACGCGAUAAACAGAGAGAAAAAUUGAGUUUUGAAGCAUGCAGAAGUAAUAAACACGUGAUAAGAAAGAACGAAGACACGGAAGAAAGAGGGACUCGAGGCGAGCAUACUUUGUCUGAGCAUCGCAACGUAAUAUAAGUCUCUCGAGUGCGCCUUGGAAAAGUUAGUAUGGUUUCUCUCUCAGGGAAGCUUGUCAGUAAGUACACGCAAUAAAAGUAAUACUUCCGUGCCUAUGAAAUGACCGUGUUUGCGGCGAGCACGCGGUCCGCCGCACCAACAGAUCCGGGGAAUCGAAUCGAAUCAAAGCAACACCAGCGGCCUCGCGGGUGGCAGUGAAUGCGGUUCGCAUGGACAGACAGUGAGGGAUUGCCUCGUGCUUUGCACCGGCGUUGAUUAGUAUAUGACGGCGUUCCUGCCGUGCUCGCGCGCGCACACGCGUUAUCUAACUCUCUAACGGUAACGUUCGUUUACCGUGACGCAAAAGGAAACACAGGGCAUUUACGUAGAUUGCAAAUGUAGGUUUUUUUUUUUUUUUUAAUAAAGAUUUAAAUAAAAA
Molecule: messenger RNA, 4798 nt
Organism: Acromyrmex echinatior (Panamanian leafcutter ant)
Lineage: Eukaryota; Metazoa; Arthropoda; Insecta; Hymenoptera; Formicidae
Gene: Oatp74D
Product: Organic anion transporting polypeptide 74D
Biological process (GO): sodium-independent organic anion transport; transmembrane transport
Cellular component (GO): basolateral plasma membrane
Molecular function (GO): protein binding
Source: RefSeq, a predicted model, not a curated record